Messenger RNA from Drosophila teissieri, 2473 nucleotides. RefSeq lists its product as uncharacterized. The transcript has 6 exons. The record is from RefSeq and is a predicted model, not a curated record. Lineage: Eukaryota; Metazoa; Arthropoda; Insecta; Diptera; Drosophilidae. The coding region runs from base 90 to 2423 and encodes 777 amino acids.
CGGAUUUCCGUAUCUGGUAACAUUGUGGGACUUUAGUGUUAUAAUUGAAGCUUUGACGUUGAAAAACUCCUCCUUUUUGCUCGGAAAACAUGCAGGCCCAAAAUGCAGUCGCCGGUGCUCGACUUGCGAAAGCCAAAGGAAAAUGCGUAUAUUGCGCAGUCGCAGCGGAAAGGAUCUGUCAGCGCUGCGGAGACUUCUACUGCUCCAAGGACUGUCAGCGAAACGAUUGGCUACGUCAUCGUUACAUCUGCAUCCCGCUGCCCGCGUUGGUUUAUCCCAAUGCAUAUAACGUGUUCCAGAGCGACGGGGAAUCAACUUUCGAGGGGGCCUUUUCGGUUAAUGCUGAUACAUCAGCAGUUGAGGCGUCGCCACCCCCCAUCAAUCGAUCAGCCAUUAUCCCGGAUCUAAAGUGCGAUAAUGCCGGCAGUGCCAGGCUCAUUGCAGCCAAAAAUGAUGUUCCCAUUCCUCCCCAUUCAUCCAAUAGCAUCUCCUCGAGUAACAACGAUACCAAAGAAAAACAGAAAAUAAUUUCUCCGCCGAAUGCGAACAUGCCGCCCAGCGGUGGUGUGGUAUACAUUUCUGCAUUCUCAUCCAGUAAUCGCUGCUAUAUUCGCGAUGCCAGCGUAUCUGCAGACGUAGCACAUGUAGCAGUUUGCCAAAAGGUUGAUACCGCAGCUAAGAAAUUGCCUAAAAUAAAUAAUCCACCACCAGUUGGAUUCUGCCUAGCUCUACAUAAUGACACAUAUUGGCGUGCAAGGGUGUGGAGAUCCGGUAAACAAAAGCACUGCUUAUUCUUGGUUGAUCUUGGAAUCGUAAAGCCUGUAACUUGUUCCGAUUUAAAGGCUAUCAGUUUUGAGUUAUUAUCUCUGCCUUGUUUCCUUCGACUGGUGCAGCUCAAGAAUGUAUUGAAUUAUGACUUUUCCAAUGAUGUCAUUGCCUUCCACUCGCAAUUCGUGGGUAAGAAAUGUAUGCUAACCUAUACAAAGAGCCCUGGAUGUUACUAUGUAGAACUAGUGGACACGGUCUUUAAUUCUUCGGUCAAUGAAAAGAUAAGAGCAUUUAUCGGCAAUAAGAAGUCGUUAGGAAAUCCUAAUUCUGAUGCUAAGAAUGACACGUCAUAUUCCUCAGAUGGUCCGCAACCUUCACAAGUUGAUCAACCCAUUACAAUUCCUGCAGUCGAAAGUUCUCAGGCUGUGUCUCAAUCAACUGAAACCAUGGGUCAAAAAAUAUUACAGAAACCCGAAGAACAGAAUGCAAGCGAGAAAAAUAAUGACACACUAAAGCAGCAUGUUCAUAAAACAGGACAGGAAUCUAUAACCGAUUCCGAUAAAGUUGAUAAACCAAAACCACAGAUUGAGUCUCAGAUAAAAAGCAAUGCAUAUGAAGGAGAGAAAAAUUCCGUCCAUGAUGACUAUUUAAAGAAAGAUCCUUUUAAGGGGAUUAUUGAUCAGGGUAUUCAUAAGUUAGAUCCAAGAGAAAUCGUACGUGAGCUUUCCCAUGAAAGCACCAAGGAUGCAAAUAUACAAAAAUAUUCUAUUGAUGCUCAAAACGAUAAUGGAAAGGUCACUACCACAGAUAAUAAAACUAUAGCACCGGGUACUGAAGGAGCCUCUAAUAAUAAAGCGGGCUUUAAAGAUGAGAAUAAACCCACAAUACCCGCUGAUAAGGAAACUAAAACUACUCCGGACACCGCAUCAAAACCAAAGGAUCAAGACAUAAAACAUUUCUUAACACAGUGCUUAUCAUCAAAAACUAACUAUCCAUUAAAAGUUUCAAAUAUUAAGGAGCAAUUGGAACUUCUCUCUAUCUAUAAAACUAAUGACCAAGAAAAUGCCAUUGUAAUGCCGAAAAACGAACCUGUGCUAAAACCUCCUUUUGAGCUGCGUAGAUUUUCCAUCGAAACUACGGAAGGCAUUGAUGUCUUCGUUGUGGACAGUUCAAAAAAAAAUCGUGGAAUUUUUGGGGCUUUUGACCGCACCUACGCCUCCGAAUUUUCCUCCUUGCAUUCUCGUUUAUCAGAAAUUACAGACUGCCAGCCUUAUAAGCCAGUUCUUAGGGAAUAUGUACUUGCCCGAUUUGAGGGUUCCUGGUAUCGCGGCAAAGUGGAACAAAUUAUAGUUGUUCCACAGCAACUGACAAAGUACCGGGUUAUGUACCUGGAUUACACUAACGUAGAGGACAUAACUGAGAUUGAUAUACGUCGCUUUCCGUCAGACCUUAACACUCCUUGUGCCACGAACCUUUGCGUGAUUGAUGAAUUUCCGCACAAACUGAAUGCGGCACAGAUUUCCUAUCUGUCGGAGGCCUUGAAGGUUCAUCAGCUCGUUCAUAUUGAAAGUGUUAACUAUCUUAACCAUAUAGCCGUAAUUAAAUCGAGAAGUCUAGUUCAGAAGCUGCUGAGCUUGUCUGUACACCACAACUAAGUCUGGGCAAACUCACUGCAAUGCAUUUCCAAAUAAGCAUUACGUUUGAU